UACAUGUUGGCAUGAGAAAAUUGAACACGAAAAUUUUUUUCUAAACGCUAAAAGUAAAAAAUAUUGAGCAUUGAGGUGUCAAUGAUGUUGAAGAUUAUUUUGAGUACCGUCAUCGUUGCUGUUUUUACAACUUGGAAUGUUUCUCAACUUCUUGUCAACGCUCUUUAUCUAACAAAAAGAAGUGAAGGAAUUCCUGGAAGAGGUCUAAGCGACUCAUACGUAUUCAACAGCAGCACAGUAAAAUUCUUGGAAGAAUGCUUCAUAAAGUGUCUUCACCAUUGUCUUUGCCUAUCAUUUCAAAUGUGUAAUGACAACCAGUGUCAGAUGCUAUUGAUAAACCAACAUAUUACUCCACUAAAUAACACGUUAACAAACUGCAUAUAUUAUGACAUCAGCGUAAUUGUCCCAAAAGAGGUUAAUGAAAGCAUCCCACCACCACCACCUUGUCAACUACUUUGUAUUGUAAACCCAUGUCAAAAUGGCGGACGUCAUGUUUCUUUCAUUCCUACGACAAAAACCUCACCUCGUUUUAUAUGUGAAUGUGCACCAGGAUACGUAGGAAAUCUUUGUCAAAACAUUGCUAAAUCAUGUCGUGACUACGCCAAAGGAACUCGAAAACCUGGAAUGUAUAAAAUAUUCAAUAGACGGUCGCCUAUAAACGUGUUUUGCGAUUUUGACAAUGAUACUGGUAUGGCGUGGACAUUAAUCCAAACAUACGCAUAUCAAUACAACUCGAUGUUCAAAAAUCUUUCCUUUUACACAAACGAUCGAGUAAAUCAAAGACACUUCAAUUGGGAAAAGUACCGCCAAUCCAGAAGGUUGAUGAAUACCGUAAAAGAAGAUUCAACUAAAUUUCGUAUGACGUGUAACUAUGACAAAGACGGUGUUGUGUAUCGUGACUAUCUUCAAGCAAGUAUUAAACAAGUCAAUGUACUAGGUCCUUUAGAAGGCUGCCAAUUUGUUGAAUUUGUUGACAUUCGGGGGCAAAACUGCACCAACUGCACAGUGUAUAUACAUCAGAGUGACAUUCAAGUUUUUCACGUGGAUUCUUUUCACAAUCAUAAUUGUGGUUUUCUACCAACUGGAGGCAUACCUUGUGACACAUACGAAGGGGAAGACAAUUUUGGUUAUUAUCAAUGCGUUAACAGAAAUCACAGAUGCACGUCUUCAUUAACCGCCACAUCCCAAACAUGGCUUGGAGGGAUAUAAACUAGAAAAUACUGAGUUCUCAAUCCCAUUAAUUCUUAUCAUAAAGAAAAAUUUCGUUCAUCUCUAAAAAAUGUGAGAGAAUAGACGUUAGUCAACAGUUAUACGUUAUUGAACAAUGUUGAAGAUUGCGACAGCAUUACAUGAAUAAUGGCUGUCUUUUUAAAAAGGUAAUCAAUGAUUAUGAAAACCACUUUAAACAGGCAACACGAAAAACCGUGGUUUUAACAAAACUGUAAUGCAUUGCUGCAAGGUUAAAAAAUAAUGAUUUCUUUUGGCCCUAAUAAAAAGUCCUCAAUUAACCAAAAUUGAAGCUUUGAAAUUGUAAAACCACUAGUAUGGAAACUGGAGUAACUUAAUAGUUAGCUAGCUACCUACAAACUUCAACAUUAAGAAUUGCUCUUGCAAAAGGUUCUUAAUUGAGAGAAAAUUUAAACUAUGUAUAGAAUAGAACAAAAUAGAAUAUUUUAGUUUAGCAGGGUAACUUAUUCAGUAAUUGCUGGUAUCUGGGCCCUUGCAUAUUAAACAAAACUUAUAUAUAAUAAACAAAGCGAUUAUACAUUUAUUAAAUUGCUAUAUUUUAAAAUACUAGUUAGUUUAGCGGUUAUUAGAAAUGACUUGUGCUAUAUAACAUGCACCAAGAAAAUCCUUCUUUUUUACCUGAUAUCUUCAGCAGAAAAUAAAUACACCACUAACCAA
This is a messenger RNA of Xenia sp. Carnegie-2017, 1905 nucleotides long. RefSeq lists its product as uncharacterized. Gene Ontology annotation, molecular function: oligosaccharide binding. The record is from RefSeq and is a predicted model, not a curated record. NCBI's taxonomy places the organism in Eukaryota, Metazoa, Cnidaria, Anthozoa, Malacalcyonacea, Xeniidae. The transcript has 3 exons. The coding region runs from base 82 to 1209 and encodes 375 amino acids.